UGCUAUGCGUUAAUGGUGGUGUGUAUUAUUAUUAUAUUUAUAUGAUAGCGUGGUGAAACAGUAAAAAAUUUUUGUAACACUUUCGUUAAAUUAAAUUUAACGACGAGAUGGGUGUACCAGCAUUUUUUCGAUGGUUAAGUCGAAAAUAUCCCUCUGUAAUUGUCGAAUGCAUCGAGCAGAAGCCAGUAAAUGCAGAUGGAGUAUGUAUUCCUGUAAAUUCUGCAGAUCCAAACCCAAAUGGAGUAGAAUUUGACAAUCUUUAUCUUGAUAUGAAUGGUAUAAUACAUCCUUGUACACAUCCAGAAGAUAAGCCAGCACCUAAAGAUGAAGAUGAAAUGAUGGAAGCUAUUUUUGAAUGUAUUGACCGAUUAUUUCGUAUUGUUAGACCAAGGAAAUUGCUUUAUAUGGCAAUUGAUGGAGUUGCACCCAGAGCUAAAAUGAAUCAACAAAGAUCCCGACGAUUUCGAGCAUCAAAAGAAACAACAGAAAAAAUUGACGAAAUACAAAGAAUACGUACUGAAUUGUCACUCAAAGGUGCAUCUUUACCUCCUGAAAAACCAAAGGAAGCACAUUUCGACAGCAAUUGUAUCACACCGGGCACGCCAUUUAUGUCAAGAUUAUCAGCAUGCUUGCAUUACUAUAUUCAUGAACGUUUGAACAAUGACCCAGGUUGGAGGAAUAUUAAAAUAAUAUUAAGUGACGCCAAUGUACCUGGUGAAGGAGAACAUAAAAUAAUGGAUUUUAUACGACGGCAAAGAUCGCAACCUGAUCAUGACCCUAAUACACAACAUGUUCUAUGUGGAGCGGAUGCAGAUUUAAUUAUGUUGGGUCUCGCAACUCACGAACCUAACUUUACCAUUAUUCGUGAAGAAUUCAAACCAAAUAAACCAAAACCGUGCGAUAUAUGUGGCCAACUGGGGCAUGAAAUGAGAGAUUGUACUGGUGCGGAACCGAAUCAGAAAGAAGAGGAAAAUGCAUACGGAUCCGAGUGUCAGUUUAUAUUCGUCCGUUUAAAUGUUCUCCGAGAGUAUUUAGAAAGAGAGUUGUCUAUGCCGAAUCUACCGUUCAAAUAUGAUUUUGAACGAGCUGUCGAUGACUGGGUGUUUAUGUGUUUCUUCGUAGGAAAUGAUUUUCUACCUCAUCUUCCUUCUUUAGAAAUCAGAGAAGGUGCAAUCGACAGGCUCGUUACUUUGUAUAAGAAAGCAGUGUAUAAGACUGGAGGCUUUUUGACAGACAGUGGAGAUGUUAAUUUAGAUCGUGUACAAUUGAUAAUGUCAGAUCUUGGUGAUGUUGAAGAUGAGAUUUUUAAGAAAAGACAAGAAAAUGAACUGGCUUUCAAGCAACGUGAGAAAGAUAAAAAAAGGAGACAUGAAAUUAUCAGUAAUUUUAAGCCAAAAUGGAUUCCUGCGGGACAAUUUGCACCUACUGCCCUUGGGCAAGCAGUGAAACCUAUAGAAAAUGCACGUUAUGAAGCUUAUCAAAUGCGUGUACAAGGUAGAAAUUAUAACACGAAUGUUGCGGAGAAUAAGAAUGCUAAUCAUGCUUUAGAAAGCAUGUUACGGCCUGAGAACACUAGUAACAAAGGACAGAAACGUAAAAUUGAGAGUGUUGAUCCUGAGUCAGAUGAUGAACAGGCGCACGACGAAGUGCGUCUUUGGGAGGAUGGUUUUAAAGAUCGAUAUUAUGAAUCAAAAUUUGGCGUAUCUCCUGAUAAUCUUGCAUUUAGAAAUAACGUUGCUUUACAAUACGUGCAAGGAUUGUGCUGGGUCUUGCGAUAUUAUUAUCAAGGCUGUGCUUCGUGGAGAUGGUAUUUUCCAUACCAUUAUGCACCAUUCGCAAGUGAUUUUAUUAAUAUUGGCGGUCUUUCUACAGAAUUUGAAAAAGGAACUAUACCGUUUCGUCCGUUAGAACAAUUAAUGGCCGUUUUUCCUGCAGCUAGUAGCAAACAUGUGCCUGUACCAUGGGCAAAGUUAAUGAGUGAUCCGAGAUCUUCAAUUAUUGACUUUUACCCAGAAGAUUUUAAGAUCGAUUUGAAUGGAAAGAAAUUUGCUUGGCAAGGCGUAGCUUUGCUCCCUUUUGUCGAUGAGCAAAGGUUAUUCAAGGCUCUGGCGUCAUAUUAUGACAGUCUAACAGAAGCAGAAAAGAAGAGAAAUGUUCGCGGCGAUGACAGGCUAUAUGUUGGAAUGGGAAAUACCGGUUAUAAUUAUAUAAAAAAAACAUAUAUAGAUCGUGUUGAAUUUGAUAAGGAACUUGAUAUAAGAAUAGACGGUAUGCGAGGUACCAUAUUCUUGUCAGAAGAUUGUGUGAGUGAAGGAGGCACGUUACCCUCGCCUGUCAGGGGUUUACCAGUCAGAAACAAUAAAGUAUAUUGCGUGAAAUUCAAGGAUCCACAAUAUAGUAGUAGCCAUAUUUUUCCUGCUUGCAAGCUGAAAGGAGCUAAAGAACCGUCACGUGUUCUUAAACCACAAGAUUUUGAUGCUAUGAAUCGUGACACUAGGAACCAGUGGAAGCCACAAAUUGGUUUCACUCGAACUACGCAGUCUGCUUCAUUAGGACAGGCAGGACACAGAAUGCUCGAACGAUAUACGAACCACAAUCGAUCGGCGCCAUUUGUGAACAUUCCACCACCAAUCAAUUUAUAUCAGCCGCAGUUUCAUCAUGGUUAUCAGAGCGGUUACCAGUCGGGCUAUAAUUACGAUAAUAAUGCCGGUUCGAGUCAAAUGCGUGGACCAUUCGUCGGGGCGUCCGGAUUCGCCCCGAGGAAUCUGCCCUACGAUUAUUCGCACUCCCGUAAUCAUUACAGUAAUCAUCAGCCGCAAUCCGCACGGAACGCCUCGAGUUAUCAGAACGCGCAGCAAAGCUACAAUAUUCAGCACGGAAUGAAUUAUUCCUCUACACGAGGGACAGGCAGAGGAAACUAUCGAGGAGGAUGGCGAUGAACAUCGUGAAUGUUCGAUUUUGGAUUGCAAACCUUGAUGUGUACCUAUAUAGCGUAAUAUUAGAUGCUCUCGUAAUAAGUUCUGUUAUUUCCUUUAAGUCUAUUUUGAUAGAAUUUACUUUACAAUUGUAUUUGAUUUUAUAUAUUAUCAUCACUAUAUAUCUUAUUAUACAUUAAUAACGACUUGUACGUGUGCGUCUUUACUAUCCGGUGAUUGAUUCUUUCUCUUAGACAUUUGAAGAAAAUAGAUAAACGUGCAAAACGAAUGCAAAACACGGAAUACACGGAAUUAAAAAAUCGAGUCUGCAAUGAAUCACCACGCACAAUGAUUACUUAAUUAAAGUUUAGAGAUAAUGACUCGCGAAGAAUUCGAGCCGACAUCAGUACGAAUAUUGAGAAAUUGCACAGUCCUCUUCUUGAUCGAGAUAUGAGUGCGUUAUAAAUAACAAUUGGCACAAAGCAUCACAGUGAAAUAUCGUAGUGCAGCCAAUGCAGUGGAAGUUUCUCGUAAAAGUUAACAAUUAUGUCGUAACUCGAAUAAAAAUUUGGAUGAUUCUACAUUGAUUGACCUUGUAAAUUCCGUCGAACUUGAUAGAUCAACAGAACAUCUCGAAAUUUACAGUUACAGGCUAUUACUCCAUCUUGAUGCUAUAUAAAUGCUAUAUAAAUUAUUUACCGCCGCUUUCUCCAUGCUGAGAAGGAGGAUUUAUACAAAAAUAAUUUAAUAUUUGGUCAUCAAUGUAUAUUUUUAAUCGUUAUCUUUAAGCCGAAUGAGCAAUAUAUGAAUUAUGUAAGUUCUUCAAUUGAAUAUAGAAUAUGUGGAACACA
This is a messenger RNA of Harpegnathos saltator (Jerdon's jumping ant), 3766 nucleotides long. It is a transcript of the gene Rat1, whose product is annotated as 5'-3' exoribonuclease 2 Rat1. The record is from RefSeq and is a predicted model, not a curated record. Gene Ontology annotation, biological process: nuclear-transcribed mRNA catabolic process. The transcript has 17 exons. Bases 108 to 2939 code for a protein of 943 amino acids. Gene Ontology annotation, molecular function: zinc ion binding; RNA binding; 5'-3' RNA exonuclease activity. NCBI's taxonomy places the organism in Eukaryota, Metazoa, Arthropoda, Insecta, Hymenoptera, Formicidae. Gene Ontology annotation, cellular component: nucleus.